AUGGAGUGGGACAAAUAUCGUAUGCAGUAUGAGGGCUUAUGGGCGGCUUCUUCUCAUUAUGGGUGUCUUGAGGAAGAAAAAAAAGGUGAGGCAAAAGGAGAACAUGUAAACUCGUACCAAAGGUACAUUUACCUGAAUUCCAUUGCCAAGUUACAGACGUUUCAAACUCGGCCAGUGAUGCGGACGUGUAUUCUGGUCCUCACCGUGGGUUUCGCGGCGGCCUUUGAUUCAACCGAGACGCAGAUACUCUACGAUGAUUACGCUCCCGACAAACUUUCUCAGCUACAACCUCUUCUACGAGAGGGGCGCUCGUUUGAUAGCAAUGCAGGUCCGCUGAUUCGAUUCGGCAAACGUGAUCCGUACAGUGCACCAUUUAUUCGAUUCGGCCGAGCACCAUUGGCCCAGCCGCUUAUCCGCUUUGGAAAAAGAUCGCCUCAUAGUGCUCCACUUAUUCGGUAUGUUUGCUAA
Angiostrongylus costaricensis is the source of this 468-nucleotide messenger RNA. NCBI's taxonomy places the organism in Eukaryota, Metazoa, Nematoda, Chromadorea, Rhabditida, Metastrongylidae. The record is from the annotation of a GenBank genome assembly.